Messenger RNA from Epinephelus fuscoguttatus (brown-marbled grouper), 1953 nucleotides. Its product is annotated as V-set domain-containing T-cell activation inhibitor 1-like. Bases 267 to 839 code for a protein of 190 amino acids. The record is from RefSeq and is a predicted model, not a curated record. The transcript is spliced from 5 exons. Lineage: Eukaryota; Metazoa; Chordata; Actinopteri; Perciformes; Serranidae.
CUCUCGUCUACUUUUCAGGCGAGGCGCAGUUCAUCUCGAACACUUGCGCUUCAAAAAAAUCGACACUGUGUCGAGCUAGCAUAACACCACUAGUUAUUUGCCAACCGCCAGUAAACAGGAGGAAAAGACAAAGAAGAAGCAAGUUUACAUGACAACGGAGACGGUGCCGUUUCCACUCUUCAUCUGGGACGAGCCGCCACCUUCAGCUGCAGCCGCCUGGUCUCGUGUACUUCCCAGCUCCCUGCAAUACCUCCAUUCCUUACAUCAUGAAGUCAAUGCUUCUGAAUUUGCUGUCUCUGGCUGUCUGGAGCGUUACAGGAGAGUCUGAUGUGACCGGCAAACAUGAAACAGUUGAAGCCAAAGUGGGGGAUGACAUUGUUCUGCCAUGCUACAAAGAGCCCACAUACGACCUGAAGACUGUAAGAGUUGAGUGGACUCACAAGGAAAAAGAAGUGCACCUCUAUCGAAAAGGGAAGGAUGAGCUAGAGUAUCAGGACAGGAAUUUCACAGGUAGAACAUCUCUGUUCCAUGAUCAAAUGGCCGCCGGAAAUAUUUCACUGAGACUGAGCCAAGUAGAUGAUCGGGAUGUUGGAAAUUACAUCUGCCUUGUUAAGGUCAAAGACUCACCCGAAGAAGUCAGACAAUGCGAUAUUCUUCUCAGUAUCGUGCCAGAGCGAGAGCCAGAGCCAGAGCGAGAGCCAGAGCGAGAGCGAGAGCCAGAGGCAGGAAAGAGUCACAUAAACUAUGGUUACUUUGGUUUUGCCAUUCUUGUCAUUGGAAUUCCUGGAAUUGCUGUCUAUUUGAUAUGGAGGAGAUGUAAAACUACCAGAGGCCUGUAACAGGAGAGGAUGCAACCGGCCAAACAACCAAGGAAAAGAACAAGGACAAUCCCAAGACAAUCUGAGUCUGACAACAUGAGCUAUAUGAUACAGUGUCACUAGUACGUACUAGUACGUAGUAGUAUAGCUUUUGGUUCUUGGACCCAGCUACCAAUCUCAAAACCUACUGGCCAGCACUUUGAAAGCAAUAAGUUUCUGGGGGAAACGACUAAUACUGGAAGUGAUGUCCAGGCCAAAACUCCAUAUUUGUGUUCAUUUCUCAUCUUUAAAAAGACAAGCAAUUAUAUACUGUGGACCUCAAUACAUCUCAGACUUGGCCUAUAAAUAGAAACUUGAACACUUCCAAUACCAAUAUUUUCUAUCAUGUGCCUCCAGUAGAACAAAACACCAGCUAUGAGUCAUUUGGAUCUAGAUUUCUUCAUCUUUUCAUAUGGCAAUAUAUGUAUAUUGUAGAAAAUUAUGUGGUAGGUAGUCAUCUGGAUUUUCUGGAUUGAUGACAAAUUCUAGCUUGGAAAUCCAGACUCAAAUGUAGAAAGAAAGAAAGAAGUGCAAAUUAUAAUUUUCUAGGGGCGGGGCAUCUGUAUUUCCAGGUUAGACAAAUUCACCUUCAAGCUGCAUAUUGAUGCACUGACAAAAAAAUUACAAAUUAAGCUUUGUAUAGAAACAAGUCUCGUUUCCCUCCAUCAUGUAGAAAGAAGAUUGUGGAAGCAAUCUUUGUUUCAGUUAUAUGGUGACGUAAUUUAUCGCCAUGCAGCAGCCUCCACCAUUCAGCCCUUAGAUUUAUAACCGCAGACAGCCAUAGCAUUCAUCAUUGUCUUCUUUAUCAGAGAAUGGGUUGGCCUUCUCUGUCUAUUACAAGGGACCAGCAUUUGUUUUUAUUUAUUGUGCACCACACCUGGAACAAAUUGCAGUGCACUUUGAAACUUGAUAGUCUUGUUAUAACAGGUCAUUCCAGAUUAGAGUUUAGAUUCUCUGCCUGAGCCCAAACCCAAUCUUGAUCCAUGACAGCAAAAAGACGGGGACCUCGACACUCUAAAUGUAUAUUAUUGCACUGUAUCGGGCUUUUGAAAUUGUUUAUUUUAUGCUGUUAUUUAUGUACUCCAAUCUGUCUUCG